This is a messenger RNA of Drosophila montana, 1438 nucleotides long. It is a transcript of the gene Chd64, whose product is annotated as calponin 3. Gene Ontology annotation, molecular function: actin filament binding. Gene Ontology annotation, cellular component: actin cytoskeleton. NCBI's taxonomy places the organism in Eukaryota, Metazoa, Arthropoda, Insecta, Diptera, Drosophilidae. The transcript is spliced from 3 exons. Bases 217 to 783 code for a protein of 188 amino acids. Gene Ontology annotation, biological process: actin filament organization. The record is from RefSeq and is a predicted model, not a curated record.
CUCAAAGCGCUUUUAGUAUUUGUUGUGUGCGGACGUGUUUUAUACGCAGCGUUCUCCAAAAGAAACAAGAAAUUAAUACUUAACAAUUGUGAUAAACAUUCCAUUGGCCAGAGUGCAACGCUAAGCUACUUUUUGACCAACAUAACGCACCCUGCAAACCCGUUUCCAGCCUAAAACCCAGCAGCAGCAGCAGCAGCAACCACAACAAACAUUAACAUGUCGUCGAAUCGUGCUCCAAAGAGUGGCUUUGCGGCCGAAGCGCAGCGCAAGAUCAAUUCGAAGUACAGCGAGGAGCUGGCGCAGGAGUCGCUGGAAUGGAUCAAGGCCGUGACAGCCGAGCCGAUCAACACAUCCGGCGACACGGACAACUUCUUUGAGGUGCUCAAGGAUGGCGUCAUCCUGUGCAAGCUGGCCAAUGCCCUGCAGCCCGGCUGCAUCAAGAAGAUCAACGAGAGCAAAAUGGCCUUCAAAUGCAUGGAGAACAUUUCGGCAUUCCUUGAGUGCGCCAAAAACUUUGGUGUGCCCACACAGGAGACCUUCCAAAGUGUCGAUCUCUGGGAGCGUCAGAAUCUCAAUUCUGUCGUCAUCUGUCUGCAGUCGCUGGGCCGCAAGGCCUCCAACUUCAACAAGCCAUCGAUUGGUCCCAAGGAGGCGGACAAGAAUGUGCGCAACUUCAGCGAGGAGCAGCUGCGUGCCGGCCAGAAUGUUAUCUCCCUACAGUACGGCUCCAACAAGGGCGCCACCCAGUCGGGCAUUAACUUUGGCAACACCAGGCACAUGUAGACGCUAAAAGUGCACCAACUUCUCUCACACACACACACACAUAAAACACACAUUCCGCAGUAAAGCCAAAACCAAAACCUGACAACUUCCGUUUUGCCACACAUUCCGCUAAAACAGAAAGAAAGUGUAUUUAUAAAAAAAAAACAAGAAGAAGAAGAGAAACUUUUAAUUUGUAUUUGAAUUGAUCAUGAUUGCACCAGACGUAAUAACAUAAAUUACUUUUAAUUUAAUAUUAUUAAGUACCCAAACGUACGGAUGAGUUUUUAGAAUGAUUAUAAUUCUAUUUUCAACAAAAAUAACCACCUACUGCAUUUUGGCACGAUUUCACCAAAUACAAUAUAUAUACUUAUACAGAACCAAGAAGCACUCAAUUAUCGUGCCAUGACCAGGAUAUGUGCAUAAACACAUAAACGCAACACGGAUUGCCUUGUGACCGAAAGUGCCGCCAAUUUCAAAUUCAAAAUAUAACGUUUACAGAGCUGUUAAAAGAAACUAACCACCUGAAUUUCAAUCAAUAGAUAAGCAUUUAAGACGAAUGUAUUCAAGAAUCAAAACCGUUAAAAGCAAACAUAUGUAUUACUACACAUUUAAAUGAUAUAUGUAUUUUAAAUGUUAUUCAAUGUUGAAAAUAAAUAAUUAUUCUUUUAACAACGGC